This is a messenger RNA of Apodemus sylvaticus (European woodmouse), 4154 nucleotides long. RefSeq names its product estrogen receptor 1 (gene Esr1). NCBI's taxonomy places the organism in Eukaryota, Metazoa, Chordata, Mammalia, Rodentia, Muridae. The record is from RefSeq and is a predicted model, not a curated record. Gene Ontology annotation, biological process: regulation of DNA-templated transcription; steroid hormone receptor signaling pathway. The transcript has 9 exons. Gene Ontology annotation, molecular function: DNA-binding transcription factor activity; nuclear estrogen receptor activity; sequence-specific DNA binding. The coding region runs from base 395 to 2194 and encodes 599 amino acids. Gene Ontology annotation, cellular component: nucleus.
GAGGCUUGUCCCUGGGCAAACAUCUAUCUGUAGGCAGUCACUGAGAAAGUUGGAAUCAGGCCUGGCUGGGGAGAGGAAGGCCACCCCCUCCCCUAUUAUCCGGAGCAGAGUUUCCAAUCCCAGUCAAGCGGUGGUGCUAGCUCUUUGCUUCUGAGUCUCUGCAUUUCCUAAUGUCAUGGUCAUAACAGCCUCGGAACGGAUUCUACCCAAACCGAAACACAAGGCUCCUGGUCAGCAGCCCUGUGACGCCAGGGGAGGCCAAUGCCCCCUCUUCUGCCAUUGUCUAGCAUAAGAAGGCAGUCCUGGGCCACCUUCUCAAGCAGGUGGCCCAUCCGCUGCUGAGCCCUCUGCGUGCGCGGGGAGCCGAUCUGUACCUCGCCGGCUGCCACUGACCAUGACCAUGACCCUUCACACCAAAGCCUCGGGAAUGGCCUUGCUGCACCAGAUCCAAGGGAACGAGCUGGAGCCCCUCAACCGCCCGCAGCUCAAGAUGCCCAUGGAGAGGGCUCUGGGCGAGGUGUACGUGGACAACAGCAAGCCCGCUGUCUUCAACUACCCCGAGGGCGCCGCCUACGAGUUCAACGCUGCCGCUGCCGCCGCCGCCGCCUCGGCGCCGGUCUACAGCCAGUCGGGCAUCGCCUAUGGUCCUGGGUCCGAGGCGGCCGCCUUCGGUGCCAACAGCCUGGGGGCUUUUCCCCAGCUCAACAGCGUGUCGCCCAGCCCACUGAUGCUGCUGCACCCGCCGCCGCAGCUGUCGCCUUUCCUGCACCCGCACGGCCAGCAGGUGCCCUACUACCUGGAGAACGAGCCCAGCGCCUACGCCGCUGUGCGCGACACUGGCCCUCCCGCCUUCUACAGGUCCAACUCUGACAAUCGACGCCAGAAUGGCCGCGAGAGACUGUCCGGCAGCAAUGAGAGGGGAAACCUGACCAUAGAGCCCGCCAAGGAAACUCGUUACUGUGCUGUGUGCAACGACUAUGCCUCGGGCUACCAUUACGGGGUCUGGUCCUGUGAAGGCUGCAAGGCUUUCUUUAAGAGAAGCAUUCAAGGGCAUAAUGACUACAUGUGUCCAGCUACAAACCAAUGCACCAUUGACAAGAACCGGAGGAAGAGUUGCCAGGCCUGCCGACUGCGCAAGUGCUAUGAAGUGGGCAUGAUGAAAGGCGGGAUUCGGAAAGACCGCCGAGGAGGGAGAAUGCUGAAGCACAAGCGUCAGAGAGACGACUUGGAAGGCCGGAAUGAAAUGGGUGCUUCCGGAGACAUGAGGGCCGCCAACCUUUGGCCAAGCCCUCUUGUGAUUAAGCACACUAAGAAGAAUAGCCCUGCCUUGUCCUUUACAGCUGACCAGAUGGUCAGUGCCUUGUUGGAUGCUGAACCACCCGUGGUCUAUUCUGAAUAUGAUCCUUCUCGACCCUUCAGCGAAGCCUCCAUGAUGGGCUUGCUGACCAACCUGGCAGACAGGGAGCUGGUUCACAUGAUCAACUGGGCCAAGAGAGUGCCAGGCUUUGGGGACUUGAAUCUCCAUGAUCAAGUUCACCUUCUCGAGUGUGCCUGGCUGGAGAUUCUGAUGAUUGGUCUCGUCUGGCGCUCCAUGGAGCACCCGGGGAAGCUCCUCUUUGCUCCGAACUUGCUCCUGGACAGGAAUCAAGGUAAAUGUGUGGAAGGCAUGGUGGAGAUCUUCGACAUGUUGCUGGCUACGUCGAGUAGGUUCCGCAUGAUGAAUCUGCAGGGCGAAGAGUUUGUGUGCCUCAAAUCUAUCAUUUUGCUUAAUUCUGGAGUGUACACAUUUCUGUCCAGCACCUUGAAGUCUCUGGAAGAGAAGGACCACAUCCACCGUGUCCUGGACAAGAUCACAGACACUUUGAUCCACCUGAUGGCCAAAGCUGGCUUGACUCUGCAGCAGCAGCAUCGCCGCCUGGCCCAGCUCCUCCUCAUUCUUUCCCAUUUCCGGCACAUGAGUAACAAAGGCAUGGAGCAUCUCUACAGCAUGAAAUGCAAGAACGUCGUGCCCCUCUAUGACCUGCUACUUGAGAUGCUGGAUGCUCACCGCCUUCAUGCCCCAGCCAACCGCAUGGGAGUGCCCCCAGAGGAGCCCAGCCAGAGCCAGCUGGCUACCACCAGCACCGCUUCAGCACAUUCCUUACAAACCUACUACAUCCCCCCGGAAGCAGAGGGCUUCCCCAACACGAUCUGAGAGUGCCCAGGCUCCCCCGCAAGGUUCUGCGAAUCCCUGCAACAAUUUACCCAUGUCAUGUAUGACUUUAGCAGAAUUCUGUCUCCUGCAUACACUCUGGCAUGCAUCCACCACCAGUGGCUUUUUAGUAUGAGUAGCCAUUUAUUUGCUUGCUCAGUUUUUAGUGGCAUGUCUUCUGUUGGGAACAGCCAAAAGGGAUUCCGGGGCUAAAUCUUGGUAACAGCUCUCUUUCUCCCUUUGCUACAUUACUAACUAUGAGGAUUCUUAUAGUCUUCAGUCUUCAUGAAUGAAUUGAGAUAACUGCAUUGAAGCUACUCGUUGAGACCCAAGCCUAGAGAGUAAACGUUUCGCCUCUGAUAAGCACUUCACAAUGGCUCCAAGAGUAAGCCUCAGCAAAGACUUCAAAGUGGCUCCUUAAUUGAAGCCAUUGAGAAAGCUGUCUCAUGGGUUCCUUAUAGCACCCUCUUGCAUUCCUAUAGCAACAUGCGACUUUAUUAAAGGGAAAUCUUAAGCCCCUAUAGGAAUACACAAUGCACACAGGAAAGGAAGAUUCCCCCAGUUGUCAAGACCAUGUCAACUUACACACUCCACCUUCUGGCUUCUAAAAGUGACAGCUUCCAAGCAUUAUACACACAUCGUGGAUCUAGACAAUUCUUACUUCCCAUGACUUGUGGGAUCCAGAAAGUCAAUUUCAGUUAACACCCUGGAAUGAAUUAGUCUCCUUGAUGGGGGCUGUAGGGUGUGUUGAUUUCAUUUGAUUUUCAUUUUAUAAUAGCCUUCUGCCUCUGGGGCUUGUAAAGGCAGCCCCGGGGACCUGUUCUGGUGAAUCUAACAUUCUUCAGCACAUAUUCCCUGAUAUGAAUUGCCCUAAAUGGUUAUUCUGUUGAUCAACCAAGGGUAGUCACAAUGACAGUACAAGUUGGUGGUGACACUUUUUUGGUUUAUUUUGUCUUAUUCUUGGGAGCAGGGAGCAAAAAUACUACAUGAGCAAUGACUGUGACUUGGAGGCGUCCAAACAAGAGGAAAGUAAGGGAAAAGUGUGGAGAGUGGCCCAGCCAGGGCAGCAGCGUCCUGGAGGGGUACUUCACAGGUCCCACAAUGCACAGUGAGGCUUCUCUGGGACCCAUGAGCUGGCUUCAUUUACAUUUUAGGUACAAACCUGAUUGGAAGAGAUGACCUCAGAUACCUGUGUUCCUGUAGAUGCUCCAGGAGCUGGGGGAGAGGCAUGCAGGCAAACUCUUGGAGCACUCAUGACUCAAGCUGCUGAUAAAUUGCUCAGACUAGAGUGCUUGAUUAUUCAGAGCUCAUCCACAAACCAGCUCGUGAGGCCUUGGGGAGGAAAAGUCCUUCCUCACCACAGUUCAUGUUCUUAAAUGUCAAACUAGAGAGGAUGAACGACCAGAAUUGGGUCAGGAGAGUUCUUUGAACAAGGGGAUAAAAAGAAAGGCUUACUCUAGCCACAGCCACUCAAGACUUCUGAGGUCUUGGUCUCUCUAGUACAACUAAAGAUUACUUCCUUUACUUAACCAAAAUGAAAGUUCAGUUUCCAUCCCUGACUUCAUGAUCUAUAAUUUGAGCUCCAUUGAGAUAUGAUGGGUUAGCCAAAAUCCUAGGUGAAUGCCUAGGCCUCUCUUGGUCUGUCCUAUUUGGAAUGGUGGGUUCUCCCAGUUAACUGACUACCAAAGAAGUGGGAUACUGGGAGAGCCAAUUUUUCUUCUUCUUUUUCUUUUUUUAAUUUCUUAUUCAUCAAAUUCUGGGACAAUUUUAUGUAUCUGCUUUAAGAACAUGUUUAAGAACCUAACUUUUCUUUGUGUUUGUUUAAGAAGCACCUUACAUAGUAUAAUAUAUAUUUUUGUUGAAAUUUAAUUGCUUGUUUAUCAGACAAUUGAAUGUAAUAGUUCUGUUCUGAGUUUUCAUUUGAUUGGGUUAACAUUGAAAAAAACCAAGGGGAAAAUACUUA